AUGGAAAUACAGCUCGCGGCGGCAGCAGUGCGCGCGCUUGAAGCGGCGCUCAAGCGGAAGCUUGAGGGGGAGGCGGUCGGGGAAUUCAACGUCGACGCUGCGGCGGAAGCUUCCGCGCUCCUGAAGCGCGCGCGCGGCAACUCCGAGGGAGGCGCGGCCACGCAGAGCGGUAGACCGGAGGCUGGCGCAGCAGGACGCGCCGACGGUUUUGCCGAUCGCGGGGACGCUAAUAACGCGGACGCUCAUCGCUCAGAAAGUUCCAAGAGACCAGCUGUGGGCGGCAGCCGGCCGGCCGCGCGAGGCGGCGCCGAUGACGUCAUGCCGACGCGAUCUGAGCUGGAGGCGAUUUGGCAGUUAGUGCACUCGGGGUACUUCGCGGGCGGCGGGGAGGGGGAGCUGCGCGAGGGGCAGGGCGCGCACGAAGCGGCGGAUUUAGCGGGCGCUUCGGGAAGCAGAGGAGACGGGUCGUUGCCACGUGCCGUGGGAACGUCUGAGGUGGCAGCGCGAGAGGGAAGGGCGAUUCGGAAGGCGUGGGAGGAGUCUCUCUCCGCGCAAGGCGGGGCGGGCGGAGGCGCGGGGGAGCGAGGCGGAAGGGGGGAUGACUUUGGGGGCGGCGGGGGGCAGCAGUCGUCGAAGAAAGGGCAGAACCUGGGCCCCCAGGCCAUGGCCGCGCGGAAGCGGCGCGAGAGAGAGGAUGCACGCAUGCAGGUGCUGCAUGCUCGCACCGCUACUCCCUCAUGCACCCGCGCUUCCUUCUCUCCUUCGCAGAUGCGGCGGGAGAGGGUCAACGCACAUGCGGCGGGAGCGGGUGAACGCACGCAUGCGGGUGCUGCAGGGGCUGGUGCCGGGGGCAGCCACGAUGACGACCGAGAGCUUCCUGCUGGAGGCCGGUCGCCAAUGCGGCGGGAGCGGGUGAAUGCACGCAUGCAGGUGCUGCAGGGGCUGGUGCCGGGGGCGGCAACGAUGACAACGGAGAGCUUCCUGCUGGAGGCCGUCCUCAGUGCUCCCCACACGCACUUCCAUACCCCCACACCCACUCCCCCCCCCUCAGAUGCGGCGGGAGCGGGUCAACGCACGUAUGAGGGUGCUGCAGGGGCUGGUGCCGGGUGCAGCCACGAUGACUACAGAGAGCUUCCUGCUGGAGGCGGUUCACUACGUGCGCUUCCUGCUGCAGCAGGUCAUGGUGCGUUGACUGCUGAUUCGCCUCCCCCCCCCAGCCCGGUGUGUCCCCUGCUGGUCUGUGGCAUUGUAAGCAAGGCUGUGUGGCAUCGACUCGACUCCCCUUCCUGCUGGAGGCGGUUCACUACGGCUGUGUGGCAUGGUGCGUUGAGUGCUGCUCCGCCCCCUCCUGGUGCGUUCCUUCCUGCUGCUUCCUCCCCCGCCCUCCACCUUGCCCGCUUUAGUCGCUUCCUGCUGCAGCAGCUCAUGGUGCGUCGAGUGCUGCUCCGAGUGCAGGGCGCUUCCUGGCAUCAGUGGUCUUUGUUCGUCCCUCCCUGCGCUCACCCAGCCACACUCGCUCCAUCGUUCUUGUCAUCCCUCACUGCCCGCCAUGCGCCCGCCAUGCCCCCUCCAUGCGCCAUGCCUUCAACACUCCCCCCAUGCCCCCGUGCUGCCGUUUGUUCUUCCUCUCCCCCUGCCUGCAUCCUGCCUACUCUCAUCUCUGCAGCGCUCACUGUCAGGGCGGCAGGUGAAUCUGGAGACACGCCAGCCACUGAUUCCCGUGCCGCAGCUGCAGCUUCGGCUGGGAGCAAAACCACACCCGAAGCCGCUUCGUCAGAGUCACCAUCAGCCUCGGGAGUGCCGGUCCUCACCAUAGUAGCCGGCGUCUUUGUCUUUGCCCUCGUGAUCUUCGCGCUUUUCUCGCUCGCCAGUGCCAUUUUGGGCAUCUUCUUGCGCUGA
Molecule: messenger RNA, 1899 nt
Organism: Closterium sp. Naga37s-1
Lineage: Eukaryota; Viridiplantae; Streptophyta; Zygnematophyceae; Desmidiales; Closteriaceae
Source: the annotation of a GenBank genome assembly